AUGUAUCGGAAGUUGUCUAAGUUAGAACACUCGGAAAUAAAACAACUUCUUACAGAAGCUAAUAUAGAUGUUGCAAAGCAUUACGCAACAAACAAAAAAGCACUCGCUGACAUCCUCAAUGACUAUAAUGGUGCAAUAAGUUAUGAUAGAAUUCAUGAGUUCAUAAAGCCGCAACGCGGCGAGGACGAAGUCCAUGCAAGAGCAUUUCCUUUAAAUGACGUUGCUAUUGACUUAUAUCAUAGACGUUCAGUACCUCAUGAAGUAAGAAGAGAAAUGUUUGACAUAACAAAUGCAAACGUUGGUGAAACAAGAAGAAGAGACGACACACUGAAACAACAGAGAAGAGAGAUGUUUAAGAGCGCUAUAGAACAAGUUCGCAAAGCUAACGAUGUCCUUCGUUCCAUUGACGACAAACCAAAAGAAGGUGAGAGAUGGUUAAAGAAAGAUGAAGAGAAUAGGAAGAG
Trichomonas vaginalis G3 is the source of this 464-nucleotide messenger RNA. Its product is annotated as organellar and viral DNA polymerase type B. The annotation marks the transcript as partial. The record is from RefSeq and is a predicted model, not a curated record. The transcript has a single exon. NCBI's taxonomy places the organism in Eukaryota, Parabasalia, Trichomonadida, Trichomonadidae.